This is a messenger RNA of Bufo bufo (common toad), 1305 nucleotides long. RefSeq names its product microfibril-associated glycoprotein 4-like. Gene Ontology annotation, biological process: elastic fiber assembly. The transcript is spliced from 7 exons. The coding region runs from base 16 to 924 and encodes 302 amino acids. The record is from RefSeq and is a predicted model, not a curated record. Lineage: Eukaryota; Metazoa; Chordata; Amphibia; Anura; Bufonidae.
UUACAGAAUCUACUGAUGUAUCAGGCACCAUUCUACAGAGAGCCACUUGUAGAUGUCUCCUGGCAGAUACUGCUCCUCUGGUGUCACAUUUGUGAGAGCAGAGACCUGAACACUUUCUCCAGUCUGCAGGUAUCUGCGAACAUGAAGAAGCUGUCGCUGAAUUUCACCCUCUUCCUGCUGCUGAUCGGUCCCGUGUCCUCUGCGCCCCUCAACCAGGCUAAUGUCGUCUGCUGCAUAGAUACCUGUCACCCUCACGACUGCUCGGAUAUGGCUGCCCAGGGUCUGACCUCGGACGGUGUGUACCUGAUAUAUCCUGGUGGUGCGAACGCUCCUCCGGUACCUGUUUAUUGUGACAUGAGCAGCGCUGGAGGACCCUGGACGGUGUUUCAGAAGAGGUUUGAUGGUAGUGUGGACUUCUACCGUGGCUGGAAAGAAUACAAGAACGGGUUUGGGAAGGCAAACGGAGAAUACUGGCUGGGUUUGCAGAACAUUUACCUACUCACCCAGAAGAGGUCGUAUUGUCUUCGUGUUGACCUAGGAGAUUUUGAGAAUGAUACUAGAUACGGGACCUAUGAUACCUUCUCUCUGUCACAGUUCGCCAUUGAUCCAGAGGAGGACGGGUACAAGCUGCACAUUGGAACAUUUAAAAACGGUGACCCCAACAAACCAAUUGGAGAUUCACUGAGAAGUCAGAAUGAGAUGAAUUUUUCCACCAGUGACAAUGACAGAGACACAUAUUCAGGUAACUGUGCCAUCAAUUUUCAAGGAGCCUCUUGGUACAAGGACUGUCACAGCGCCAACCUAAAUGGACUAUAUCUAAAGGGAAAAACCAGCCAGUAUGCAAAGGGCAUGACUUGGUCAGGAUGGAAAGGACAAUACUACUCCCUGAAAACAUCUGAGAUGAAGAUCGCCGUAAAUGUCUAAGUUAUUGAUGUCUCAUUGGGUUUCUGUGGAGAAGGACAAUCACCUUGAGGCCAAGGACCCUCAACAUCCACCUCUAGUGCCAUCAUGAGCAUCAACAAGGCUUCAAUCAGAUGCAAUUUCCAGCUCUUGGACAAUCACAUCUGUGAAUGAUGUAUUAUUGUAUUCAUUUUAAACAGAGUAUUGUGAUUAUAUAGUCAAAAGAGUCUUGAGAUGAUGGGGCGGGAGGAAGGGGGGGGGGGGAGAGUCUCCUUACUGGAAAUUCCAGGAUUUUCUUCGUAAAACAAAGACUUUGUCUGAUACUUACAACCACAAAAGAGGAACCUUGGGGAAAACAAUAAGUAAAAUACACUGGGGCAGAGUUACUAAUUCUGUCUGAUAGUU